Molecule: messenger RNA, 2033 nt
Organism: Hylaeus anthracinus
Lineage: Eukaryota; Metazoa; Arthropoda; Insecta; Hymenoptera; Colletidae
Gene: Arp8
Product: actin-related protein 8
Exons: 8
Coding region: 330-2033 (567 amino acids)
Biological process (GO): double-strand break repair; regulation of DNA-templated transcription
Cellular component (GO): Ino80 complex
Source: RefSeq, a predicted model, not a curated record
AAAAUAAUAUAUCGUAGUGUUGCAAAUCGAAGAAUCGUAUUAGUUGUGUAUUUAUAAAAAAAGAAAAGAAUAUUUGAGCGAACGUGUCAGUGGCGCUAUCUAGCGGCAACAGUGAUAAAACUAUAGCUUUGAUGGCUAUAUGUAGUUUUCUGUGACAGAUAGGUUAACCUAAAACUUCAUAAUACGUAAAGGAUUUUUCAAAUUUUAUUUUGUCGUAGACAAUAAAAUAACAUUGACCAAACGACAAGAUAAAUCAAGAACCUGAUCAAUGAAACAGACACAUUACCUUUCAAUCCAUAACAUAACUGGAAAAAACAUAAUAUUUAAUCAUGCCGGUUUUCCAGGAAUCUUGCGCGGAGCAAAUCCAAGCUCAAACUAUUGUUAUAAUUCAUCCUGGCUCUAUGUACCUUAGAAUGGGUCGAGCAUCAGACCUGAAUCCUUGUACUAUACUAAAUGCUGUUGCGAGAAGACGUUUGCCAGAAGGAUUUGAAUACAAAGAUAGUUUAUUACCACCAGCUAUUCCACGAACAAAAGAGUUAACACAAGCAAUGGAAGAAUCACGCCUCCAGGUAUCCCAUACUUUGCAAUCUUGUCUUCAAUCUGAUGGAAGAAGAAGAUAUGCCACACCUCCACAGCAGAUAGCUGCUUUUAAUCGCAGAUCAAAUCCAGAAAUAUCCUCUCCAUGUAGCGUCGAAUGGAUAAAAACAAACAAAGACAUAGUGGUUGGAGAUGAUGUAUUGUCUUUAAAUCCAGAUGAUAAUUUUAAUAUUCACUUUCCAUAUAGGAGAGGGGAACUUAAUGUACAUUCAGGGCCUGGUGGUAGUCUACGAGCCAUCAUGGCUGACUUGAAAACAAUUUGGGAAUAUGUUCUUACAGAGAAAAUGAACAUUCCAUUAAGAGAUUUGAAACAUUACAGAGCUGUUCUCAUUGUACCAGACAUCUAUAACAGGCAAUACUUGAAGGAAUUUACAACUCUGAUGCUCUGUGACAUUGGAUUUGGAGCAUGUUUUCUCUUACAAGAUCAUGUAGCAGCUACAUUUGGUGCAGGAUUAGGCUAUGCAUGCGUCGUUGAUGUUGGAGAUCAAAAAACUUCAGUGUCCUGUGUAGAAGAUGGAAUUUCUCACAGGAAUACAAGAGUGCGUAUGGAUUAUGGAGGAGGGGAUAUCACUCAGACAUUUUUCUGGUUGCUUCAGAAGUGUGCUUUUCCAUACAAAACGUGCGAUCCUUCGAAUAAAUUAGAUGCAUUGCUUUUAAAUCAACUCAAAAAAGAUUUUUGUCAUGUUGAUUUAAAUAUAUGUGGCUCCCAGGAGAAGACAUUCGUGGUUAGGAAACCCAAACAACAAACAGAAAAAUAUACUCUUCAAGUUGGAGAUGAAUGUUUGGUAGCUCCACUUAGUUUGUUUCAACCGGAAUUAUUCAAAGUUAGUGGAAUGCAUAGCGUACACAUACAAAAGAGAUCAAUGGGAGAUCCCGAAGAUCCACACGAUGAAAAUUACUUGAGGGAAACAAGCAGAAGGGGCAUAAAAGAAAAUUUGGAGCAAACGUGUGAAAUGCAAGAGGAAGCAACUGUUCCCACGGUAGGAGGAGAAGAAGAAGUGGUGGUAGAUGCUGUGGAUUCAGCACCGAUUGCCUUGUCGAAUAGAGAUUUGGACGCUCCGCGUGAUUUUAUAGUUGGCCCCCAGCAGCUAUUAGGCCUGGAUCAUGCCGUGUUGCAAAGCAUUGAUCGCUGCCCUACAGAAGAUUUGAAAAGAAAGAUGUACAGCUGUGUACUUGUCGUGGGAUCGGGUAUGAAAUUUCAAGGCAUCGGCAUGUGGCUACAUAAUCGGAUCUCUCUUCAAAUUCCCUACAUGUACAGAGCUGAACAACUUGAUAUCAUAACACAGCCUAAAGAAAUGGACCCUGGUAUGACAGCAUGGAAAGGUGCUGCUAUCUUGAGUUGCCUGGAAUCUGCUCAAGAAUUGUGGAUUGGUCAACAAGAAUGGGAGCGCAUCGGUGUUAGAGUACUGAGAGAAAAAGCACCCUUCAUGUGGUGA